AUGGCUGGUACUGUUGCCUGUCUGCUCGAAACGCUGCCCCAGGAGUGCUUCAACCAUGUUGUUGCCCAUAUCCCGCUUUCGGAUAUGCCAAAGUUAAGUUGUGCAUCGAAAGCGAUGGCAGAACUUUGCGGCAGUGACAAUUCCGAGUUAUGGAAUGGUUUGCUGUGCGAGCGCCUGUGGACCGUGGAUCCUUCCGUGGUGCUGUCUUCUUCGGAUACGACAACAACGACGCUGGAAAUGGUAAACUGGAAAGAUCAGUACAAAUCCUUAGUAAAGGCAGAACAAGACCAUCAGGCAUAUCUGGAUGGACUCAGGCGUUUGAAUUUGCAUGGAUGGUUGGAGCGCCACUUUAUCGGACAGCUGGCACCUCAUUGGAACGGCUGGGAAGCGCGCUACUGGACGUGGGACUCUUCCUCCAACAGUUUUGCAGCUUGGGAAAGCGAACGGCGCCGCAACUGCUUUGCACGCUUUCCCGUGGACCGACAAAGCCAAGUGCGUCGUGUUUCGGAGGAAGAACAGAUAGCCCUCACUGGAACUGGCGCUAGCAAGGGAAGUGCCCUCAAUCCUGUGACAAAUCCCAAACCAUUUGUGUUUACACUGUCCAAUACCACCUUUCCCAUGUUGUGGGCUUGUCGUGACGAAGCACAACUGCAGACAUGGUUGGACAAAAUCUCCGUGACGCUGCACCCACUCAAGUUUGAAGGACGCACCUACAAGGCUCCCGCCAAGUUCAGACUGGAAAAGAAACCUUGUCAGCCAUGA
Messenger RNA from Seminavis robusta, 762 nucleotides. The record is from the annotation of a GenBank genome assembly. NCBI's taxonomy places the organism in Eukaryota, Bacillariophyta, Bacillariophyceae, Naviculales, Naviculaceae.